AUGAAUAAUCAUUCUCAAGAAGAUCUCAAAGAAGCCAGAGAUUUCAUUGACGAUCUACAACGUCAGAAUGGCGGAAUCAAAAAAGAGCAUGAAGAAAUUCUAGAACGUGAAUUGCCUGAAGUCCUGCAGACAAUCAAAAAUAUGCUAAGAAAGCUCGGGGUCUCGACUCAAAUGUUCGCCCUUUUCAUAGUCAAUGGUGAUUUCGUGUUACCUGAAAGCAAUCGUACUUUGCUAACUUUUUGCACUUUGGCUGAACAGCUCUAUCAAAAGUCUACUCGCUUUAUCUACGAGAUUAUUCAAAAUGCGGAAGACAACAGAUACACAGCCUCAAACAAGUUACCCUUCUUGUCUUUCACUCUCCACUCGGACCGCCUCAUUAUAGACUCCAACGAAGAUGGCUUCACCCGGAAGGACAUCAAUGCUACAUGUUCUAUUGGCGAGAGUACUAAAGCAUGCGUUCGAGGCUAUAUUGGAGAAAAGGGCAUCGGCUUCAAAUCUGUCUUUAACGUUGCUCAUAAAGUCCAUAUCCAGCCCGGGCGUUAUUCCUUAGCAUUUGAAUAUUCCAAGGAGGAUUCCAAAGAUUGUGGACUUGGAAUGGUUACGCCGAUGAAUGAGACCCCACAUGAGCUUCCCGAUGAUCGCCGCGUCGUCAAUCUCCCUGCUAAUUCCGCUCGUGCCAAAAUUCUUGAAGCUGAAGUCAUUCUAGCCUUUCCUAUUAAUGAAGAUCAUGUAUCCGACAUUGAAGAACAAGAUGUUUUUGCUUUCCUUCCCUUGAAAAAAACCGGGUACAAAGUUGGCCAAGCUGGAAGAUGUACAAUUGUGAAUACUGAAGCUAACUUGAACGAUAAGUUUCUCAUACAAUGUGAUUUUAUUACCAAAGCCAGCCGAGAAGAUAUUGUGGAUUCUGCGUGGAAUAGGCAAUUACUCGAGGAAGUGGUUGCAACGUUCCGCAGCGCAAUUAAUGAUCCCAAUGGGUUUCUUGAGUACAACGCACUUCGAUACAGCUGGAUCAGAUAUAUCCCCGCAAAUGCUAUUACAGACGAAUUUUGGGGGCUUCUGCAACCUCGCUUGUUUAACAGACUUUGCAGCAAUACUAUUGCAGGCACAACUGCAUACGUCUCGGAGCCCUACGAUCCUUCUGAUAUCCCUAUAUUGGAAAAGAUGAAAGCAAAGCGUCUAAAUACUGGUGAAUUUUUGCAAAGACUAGACGAAGAUCUUGUUGGAAUUCAUGAUUCUCGAAUGAAAACUACGCCUUUGAGCAGCCUUUGGCAUACGAGAAUGUCAAAUCUUCUCAUUAGUAUGAGUCAGGAUGAUAGCAAUAAAAUGAAGAUACAAAAGCUGAACAUCAUACCGCUUGACAGUGGAACGUGGGCUCGUCCACUGAAUGCGAGUAUAAUUUUCCCAACUUCGGGUGGGGUUGACAUACCGAAGGAUCUACCUCUAAACUUGGUCGAUGGAAAAGCACUUGAAAAUACGAGUAGGGAAAAGCUCUUUUCGCAACUUGGAGUAGCUGAGUGUUCACCAGAACGCAUGUUUCCUCUCAUUGAGCAACGGUAUAAUUUCCCCACUCGGAAGAUUGACUCUGUUUCCGAUAUCAAAUUCCUUUUCUGGCAUCAUGAAAAGCUUCCAGCUUAUUAUUCAAUAUUCAUGUGGUUAUGGAAUGGGGAAUGCUCUUUACCACAUGAUACCAAUGUCGGCGAUUGGAUUUAUUGUAGGGAAUCCGAUCAUGCAUGCACAACGAUCAAAAUUAUUGGUGAAUCUAUACCACUUGAAAUGAAAAAUGGCAGUCAUGUCAGAUAUACAGGGAAAAGUUACUACAGCCCCCUCGAAGCUUGUGGCAUUCGAAAUAGGCACACUGGAAUCGAGUGGCUUCGGUCUCUUGGGAUUAAAGAGACGCCGCAAAUACGCCGUAGAGAGAAUCCUUCAGAUCCCAAACUUUCGAUUGGAAUUCAAGCACAUUUUAAAAGACCUUCUGAAAUGUAUGCUUGGCGCGUUGCAAGCAGAUUGGGUGUAGUACAAUGA
Messenger RNA from Botrytis porri, 2022 nucleotides. RefSeq lists its product as uncharacterized. The transcript is spliced from 3 exons. The record is from RefSeq and is a predicted model, not a curated record. NCBI's taxonomy places the organism in Eukaryota, Fungi, Ascomycota, Leotiomycetes, Helotiales, Sclerotiniaceae. The coding region runs from base 1 to 2022 and encodes 673 amino acids.